Molecule: messenger RNA, 2338 nt
Organism: Rhinichthys klamathensis goyatoka
Lineage: Eukaryota; Metazoa; Chordata; Actinopteri; Cypriniformes; Leuciscidae
Gene: sntg1
Product: syntrophin, gamma 1
Exons: 20
Coding region: 625-2235 (536 amino acids)
Cellular component (GO): dystrophin-associated glycoprotein complex; intracellular anatomical structure
Molecular function (GO): protein binding; structural molecule activity
Source: RefSeq, a predicted model, not a curated record
AGCACUUGCUAAGCUGAUCUUCUGUCCAUCCAUGCCUGUUUUCUUUUUUCUUUGCACACAUUCCUAGGGUUCGGUCAGGAUUAUCAGAGGUCUGGAUUCCAGCCGUGGUCAGACAUAAUAAAAGAGGUUGAAGAGCAUCAGUGUGAGAGAUUAAGAGAAAGACUCAGAGGUCCCGUUAUCAGACGAGAGCAUCACAGGUCCACGGCACGGGUCUUUGAUGUUCAGCGUCCUCGUAAGACAUCGUAACUCUCCCGUCCUUCUGCUCUGAUGUGCUACAGCCCCGCUGAGGUUUCAUGAUGCUCAGAUGACCUGCACAAUGUUCUAAGCAGCACGCUUUCACAAGUUCUGUGAGGGAGCGGGGGAGCAGAACGUCUACCCCACAUCCUCCUGAGUCAGAGAUCCUACAGCUGGACCUGACAGGCCUCUGUUACUCAGCAGACACAACGCAGCUGCAGGACUCUGGCUGGGCCUGAGGGCCAAAACCCCGUACUGGAAUAAAGGAAGGAAGAAAAGAAAAACAUCAGUCCUGAACAAGCCUCCCCUGCCUCCUUCCCCAUGGCUUGACCUCCAUGCUUGCUGUGCUGAAGAUCUUUCCCUGGAGGGCUGUUUUUCUGACCUUAGCACAUGGAUUUCAAGACUUCAAAUGAAGAGACAAAGACUGGGAUUUAUUUGCUUCAAGAUGGUAGCGAGGAGCCUUUCAAUAUCCGUCUGCACCUGGCCAAAGAUAUUCUCACCAUUCAAGAGCAAGACGUCAUCUGUGUGUCUGGAGAACCGUUCUACUCAAGUGAAAGAACAGUGACGAUCCGUCGGCAGACGAUCGGAGGGUUUGGUUUGAGCAUCAAGGGUGGUGCUGAACACAAGAUCCCUGUUGUGAUCUCUAAAAUAUCAAAAGAACAGAAGGCGGAACUUUCUGGACUUCUGUUUAUUGGGGACGGGAUUCUCCAGAUAAACGGCAUUAAUGUGAGGAGUUAUCGCCAUGAAGAAGUGGUGCAGGUUCUGCGAAACGCAGGUGAGGAAGUGACUCUGACUGUGUCUUUCCUGAAGAGGACGCCUGCGUUUCUGAAACUGCCGCUGUGUGAAGACUGCUCAUGUACGUCUGUGUUUGGACACGCAGCAUUCACCGGUAUACCAAGUGAUCAGAGCAGUGGAACCUCGUCUCCAUUGUGUGACAGUGGCCUGCAUCUGAACUACCAUCCCAACAACACGGACACAUUGUCUUGCUCGUCUUGGCCGAUGUCUCCGGGGUUGCGCUGGGAGAAGAGAUGGGUGGAUCUUCGACUCAUCCCUCUAUUGCACGCGCGUCUGUCCCAGUACGUCCCAGGUACUGACAUUUGCAGGCAAAAUGCGUUUCAAGUGGUUGCUGUGGAUGGGGUGUGCAGCGGGGUCAUUCAGUGCCCCAGUACUGACGAAUGCACCGACUGGCUGCAAGCACUAGCUACUAACACUUCUGCCCUCACCAAGCACAACGUGAAGAAGAUCAACAGAAACUUCCCAGUGAACCAGCAGAUCGUAUAUAUGGGCUGGGUAGAUGAGAAAGAACAAGAUUCUGUUCAGGACCGAAUGUACACACCAAAGUUUCUUGCCUUGAGGGGUUCGUCUCUCUUCAAAUUCUCCGCACCUCCAGUCACCACCUGGGACUGGACCAGAGCCGAGAAGAGCUUCUCCGUCUACGAGAUCAUGUUCAAGAUACUGAAGGACAGUGAGCUGGUGGACAAACGAAAGCACUGCUUCAGUGUUCAGACGGACUCUGGAGAGGACAUCUUCUUCAGCGUGGAGCUCGAAUGCGAGCUGCUUCUGUGGGAGAAAGCCUUUCAGAUGGCCACGUUCUUCGAAGUGGAACGAAUACAGUGUAAAACAUACGCUUGCAUUGUGGACAGUCAUCUCAUGGGACUCACCAUAGAUUUCAGCAUGGGCUUCGUGUGCUUCGACGCCGCGUCAAAGGCAGUGCUGUGGAGAUAUAAAUUCUCUCAGCUUAAAGGAUCAUCAGAUGAUGGAAAGAGUAAAAUCAAAUUCCUGUUCCAGAAUCAAGACACAAAACUUAUUGAAGCAAAGGAACUGGAGUUCUCCAACCUCUUCGCGGUUCUCCACUGCAUCCACGCGUUCUUCGCCGCCAAAGUGGCUUGUUUGGAUCCCAUGUUCGUGAGCAGCCGAAACGCCACCAUGGCCCCUGUGGUGUCCACGACCUCCACCCUAACCGCCCCACCACAGAUAUCCAAGAUCAAAUACACCAGCUGACAGACUCCAGUGACGUAUCCUCUCCUUCCAGACAGUGAAAAGGUAGGAUGAGAGGAACUAGCCCUGACAAACAAUUGACACACAGUGGAAGUCCACUUUGAAA